Helicoverpa armigera (cotton bollworm) is the source of this 928-nucleotide messenger RNA. Its product is annotated as pheromone-binding protein. NCBI's taxonomy places the organism in Eukaryota, Metazoa, Arthropoda, Insecta, Lepidoptera, Noctuidae. Bases 24 to 536 code for a protein of 170 amino acids. The transcript has 3 exons. The record is from RefSeq and is a predicted model, not a curated record. Gene Ontology annotation, molecular function: odorant binding.
AGGCCUGUCCAUGUGGGGGCACAAUGGAGUUCCAUCGAUCGACCAUGAUGUCGGUCAGGCUGGCGCUGGUGGUGGCUGCGUGGCUGUUCAUCAGGGUGGACGCGUCGCAAGAUGUUAUUAAGAACCUCUCUAUGAAUUUCGCUAAGCCCUUAGAAGACUGUAAGAAAGAGAUGGAUCUCCCCGACUCGGUGACGACAGACUUCUACAACUUCUGGAAGGAAGGCUACGAGUUCACGAACAGACAGACAGGCUGCGCCAUCCUCUGCCUCUCCUCCAAGCUGGAGCUACUGGACCAGGAGCUCAAGCUGCAUCACGGCAAGGCGCAGGAGUUCGCCAAGAAACAUGGCGCUGACGAUGCUAUGGCUAAGCAGCUGGUAGACCUGAUCCACGGCUGCGCGCAGUCCACUCCUGACGUGGCAGACGACCCCUGCAUGAAGACCCUCAACGUGGCCAAGUGCUUCAAGGCCAAGAUACACGAGCUCAACUGGGCGCCCAGCAUGGAGCUCGUCGUCGGAGAAGUCUUGGCCGAAGUCUAACUUGGCUGUGAUUUCUGUUACCUUACCUCGAUUUAUUUUUAUGUCUAUUAUUCUAUUUCUCUUACAAACCUAUAAAAGCAGGAAACAUAACUAUACUUAACUGUUCCUUUGUGUUGUAUUUUAUUUGUCGCUUGCGAAAAUUCUGUCUGCUUUCGACAUUAUGCCUACGCAUACUUCGUUGUGGCCUUUUAUAUAAUGCUGUAUAUAAUCUUUGUAGUAUCUGAUUUCUCUUAUAUUAUUUGUUAGUUGAUGAUCAAACAGCCUGGCAUGUUCAACGGACCGCGGAUAGAGUAAGUCGUGCAAGUGAAUCUCCCGCCUCGCCAGCGCGUCAAGGGAAGGGUAGUCUUAAGCUGCAAUACUUGAUGUGAUCUUAUUAAAGCAAAUCUACAUCA